GCACUGUGGCCGUACCCUUUUAGAGGAUAGCAUGGAUUCACUUUAAAGUCCAUAGACUACACUCAAAACCACAGAGGCUACAGGCUACAGAAAGAACUUAAUUCUGUUUGUUCUUUUGUCUACGGCGUGAUAUUUACAACCGGAAUUCGGAAUGGCCGCCGUGUUGCGUUACGUACAAAUGUAUUGAAAUAUUAUGUCAACUUGUUAUUAAAUAUCCUUUCAUAAUGGAUUGCUUUGGUAGAUGAGUGUAAAUUCUUAGCACCCGGCUGUGUUUAACUUUACAAUGUACUGUGCUAGUGAUAAAACUAUACCAGGAGUGUCAUCGUCACAGUCUUCGAAGAAUGUCAAAGAUGGCGUGACAAUGAGAGAAAAAAGGGGCGGCGCUAUGAGUAAAAUGCAAAAGCUCAGAAAGCGACUGUCCCUUAGUUUCGGUAGAUUAUCUACAAAAGACGAGCCCGACGGCGACAACGGCGAUUGUCGCGACCGUCAACACCAGAACGGCGGCGGGCGCGGCAAGCUGCCUUACAACGGCUACUCGGAAGAGUGUCUCGACCGGCUCGAGCCCAACGGCAAUAUACCGCACGACAAAGAGCCUCAUUAUGAAUGGAGCGGUGGUGCGGGUAACGGGGAAUACCGGGUGCGGAGGCAGUUGUCAGUCUCGUCAGACUCGAAGUUACUGGACGAGGGUGCGCGGGAAGACGCCCGAGUGGUGAUGCGGCCCAAGAGGCCACCUCGGCCCAAGUCCGAGGCCUUCUUGGGCCCGCACGACCACUCUAACAGACGCACCAAGCGAUUUAGUGCCUUUGGGGGUGAUUCUCCGUUCGGGAAACCCGAAGCUUAUAUUCAACUACAGCCACUCGGUGAGGGUUCCUACGCCACUGUAUAUAGGGGAUAUAGCAAUUUAACGCAGCAAGUUGUAGCACUUAAAGAGAUCACACUGCAAGAGGAGGAGGGCGCACCGUUCACGGCGAUCAGGGAGGCGUCUCUGCUCAAGGAGCUGAAGCACGCAAACAUCGUCACGUUGCACGACAUUGUGCAUACGCGCGAAACACUCAUAUUCGUGUUCGAGUUCGUGGACACGGAUUUAUCACAAUACAUGGAGAAGCACCCGGGCGGACUGAAUCACCACAACGUCAGACUGUUCAUGUUCCAGUUACUAAGGGGCUUAUCCUACUGCCACAGGAGAAGAGUAUUACACAGGGACGUGAAACCGCAGAACCUGUUAAUAAGCGCGCGCGGCGAACUGAAGUUAGCCGACUUCGGUCUGGCGCGCGCCAAGUCGGUGCCCAGCCACACGUACUCGCACGAAGUGGUCACUCUAUGGUACAGGCCGCCGGACGUGCUACUAGGCAGCACGGAGUACUCCACGUCGCUGGACAUGUGGAGCGUGGGCUGCAUCUUCGUGGAGAUGCUGUGCGGAGUGCCCGCCUUCCCCGGCGUGCGGGACACACAUGACCAGCUCGACAAGAUAUUCAAGGUGGUCGGCACGCCAACAGAAGAGAGUUGGUCCGGGGUCAGCCGUUUACCUGGCUUACGGACGCAUGUGAGCCGGUGGGGUAGCUGCCCGGGCCGGCCGCUCGGCUCCGCAUUCCCGCGACUCCGGGACGGAGGGCGCGAGGCCGAGCGGCUAGCGGCGGCUUUACUCCAACCAGAUCCUAGUCGACGCCAGGCCGCCCACUCGGCUCUGCAGCACGCGUACUUCGCUUCCCUGCCUCCGCGGCUCCGAGACUUGCCCGAUGAGGUCUCGAUCUUCACGGUGGAGGGUGUGUGCCUACACCCGGAGACGCGGCACGCCGCAGUUAAGUGAGCUUCGAGUCGCUACCUACUUUAGUUGAAUCUGUUAUGUUCGUUGACUCUCGGACGCAACCGCCUUCCCUUUAGUCUGCGCGUCCCAACUCAAGUCACCAAUGGACGUUCGGACGUCUAAGCUCGGACGCCAGACAUAUGAGAAGACAGCGCCGCUACUACGAGCGAUAGCUAGGGGGGUCAUCCAAAAAGUACGUCACACGUUAAGAGGAAGGGAGGGGGUCAACGAAGUGUGAAAUUGUGUGACAAGGGGUGGGAAGGGUUCUGAAUUCGUGCCGUCACAAUUCAAAAACUUAUACUUUAGAACGACCAAAAAAAUUUAAAAUAUUUAGAACUCUUACCUGUGUAUGUUUUGAUUUAUUUUGUUGGCUAUUUUCCGGUACUGAUGUUUUAUUAAAAAAAAAUAGAUGUUAAAUAACAAAACAUGCACCGUCACAUUAGGGAGUGGUGAGACUCAAAAAAGUGAUCACAAGGACGGGGAAGACGUUAAAAAUCACGAAAUUAGUGUAAUGUACUUUAUGGAAGACCUCUAGUACGUUUCAAUUCCUAUAGUUUUAAUAAAUGAAAAGUCGAAAUCUGGUCGACUCGUUUUCGAUGGACCAACGUUUUCGUGAUAGUUCUCUCGUCUAGUUUAUAAACGGGCAUCGGAUGCCGGCGACAGUAUUCGUUUAAUUAGUAAUUCCCCAACUAUAUUGUUUUCGUCCAUUCGUCGAUCGCUUGGACUAUUUGAAUAUUUUAAGCGCUUGUUAGCUUCUAACGGAAUAUCCAUCCAUAUAAUUCAAUUAUUCUAUGGUGACAAGGUAAACUGAUAGGUAUCGAGUGUACGAAUUAUAUAUGUAUAAAUAUAUAACAGAGCAGUGUGCCAUGUAUGUAUAUCUAUUAACAAUGAAAAGAAAAGAGUAUGACGUGUUAUUUUAAAAGAAUUUUAUGCUGGAUAUAUGCUCAUAAUUUGGUAAAAAUUUUGAAGAUGUUUAUUUAUAAUAUUAAGGGAUAAUUGUCGAUGAACUUUAAUGCAGUCUUAUGAGAGCUAUACGGUUUUUACUCGAGACUCUUAUUGUGGGUUUACAUCGAGCGAACGCUUUGGAAAUACCAUUUUGUACUCUCUGGUUACUAUCGGACGCGCUAUGAAACUCAUGGUAGGGGUACUCUAUAUGUAUUUUGGCUUCUGUCUGAAUCUUAUGCACACAUUCCUUCCACGGUGCUCAAAUAGUGACAUAGAGUGGAGAGGGUUGACUGGCAGAUUCUAGCACGCUUGCUUAAGUCCACCAUCACGGCAUAUACCCCCUAACGAGCGAGCAAUGGACUGCUUCCAGUGAUACGACGUGAAUUGAACCGAGAUAAUCUAUUACCAAAAUUUAUUUUAUCGUGUCAGAUCUCAAAUUUUAUUAUGAAGUGUGGGACCGUCCUACUGUAAAUUUAUAACGUGAUAGGGAAUUCGAUUCGACUAUUAUAAAUAAAUAAAAAAAUAAACUUUUUGUGGUGUAUGAGAGAUGAUUAGAGUACAUGGGAUGUAGAUUCCGUCUAGCCUAAAGAUUAGUGAAAUUAAUCUGUUUUAGUCAAAUUUAGUGGUCCCCACUACUAAGGUACGUAAGGCGUGCAUUGUAUAGUUAGAGUACAGACCGGCGCAUCGGCAACUUUUUAACGUGAAACAGUGAAAGGAUUUCGAAAUGCGAUUUUUUUCUAUCGUCUCUAUAAUAAUAUAAAUAAAUACUGUACUAAAAUAAUUAUUGAUCUGUGAUUUCGAUAAUAGUGUAUAGUUCUGUCGAAACGUAAACACCAAUUUGUGCCAACAUUGUAAAUUAAACGCUUCGUACGUAGUGUCAUUCGAGGGACGAUUGUGGAAUCGCAUUUGGUUCUAUUUUAUGAUUUGUACGCGCAGAGAAACUAUGUCACCAUUAUCUAGUCUUAGCCCUUUGGUCGCAUAAUUCCUCUAAACGUACGUAAUCGUGCUUUAACACCUUUACAGAGAGUACAUUUAGAGUAACCGCACAUUUAGCCACUGGUGGCUCCGUCAAGCCACUAGACGCAGCCACCAAUCAAAGUCUUGUGGUUUAGUGGCUGCCGCUAAGCCACUAGUGGUAGCCAUAAAGCCCCCAGUGACCGCCACUACGCCAUUAGCGGCUGCGAUUGGUGGCUGCAUCUAGUGGUUUAAAUGAGCCCACUUUUGGCCGCCAUAAAGCCCCUUGUGGCCGCCAUAAAGCCCCUUGUGGCCGCCACUACGCCAUUAGCGGCUGCGUGAAGUGUCUUGACUGAACCCACUAGUGGUCGCGUUUACAGGCCGCGAAUUUUGGCUCAAUGUGCGGUUGCUCUUAAAAAGCACUAUUAUAUGAGCAAUACUUGUUUUAAGUCUAUUGAGAUAGUCGGCAUAAAAUAUUAUAACAUUAUCGAAAUGCCUCAUGAAACUUUUUCAUUGUUUCAAUUGAAUUUUAAUCAAACUCCUGUCAUAAAUAACGUAGUUAAUAACUUUUGAAUAUCGUAACGCGAAAACUAGUGAAGAUAGCAAUUAAUUUU
Molecule: messenger RNA, 4317 nt
Organism: Chilo suppressalis (striped riceborer)
Lineage: Eukaryota; Metazoa; Arthropoda; Insecta; Lepidoptera; Crambidae
Source: the annotation of a GenBank genome assembly